This is a messenger RNA of Colletotrichum navitas, 3485 nucleotides long. RefSeq lists its product as uncharacterized. The record is from RefSeq and is a predicted model, not a curated record. Lineage: Eukaryota; Fungi; Ascomycota; Sordariomycetes; Glomerellales; Glomerellaceae. Gene Ontology annotation, molecular function: RNA binding; 3'-5'-RNA exonuclease activity. The coding region runs from base 72 to 3224 and encodes 1050 amino acids. The transcript has 3 exons.
AGCCGGGGAGGGACCCUGAGAUCGAGCAAGGUGCGCCUUCUCAACAUCGCCAUUUUCUCGCCCCCUUCAAUAUGAUGAGAAGCUCGAAUAAGCCGUACGUUUGCUGGCGAUGUCUCACAGCCAAGACGUCGCUGGCUCCGGUGCCCGGCGGAUCGCGAUUUGUCCCACAGCUUCAGCAGGGCCCCUCUGAUAUCUCCAGAAGAUCGUAUGCUGGUGCACGUCACAAGUAUGGUGGCGGCGGCGGCGGGGGAGGCCGACGCCGUGGCGGCCCCAUCACCCCGGCCUCGGACCAGGAGCUAGCCCACAUCCGCGAAAAGUCCGACAUCAGGGAGCGCCUCCGGGAGUGGGAGUCGGCGAACCGCGAGCCCUCUCGCCGCCUGCUCCAGGACAUGCCCGCUCAGGAACACCCGCUGUCUAACUUCCUGACCAGGCCGGACCUGCCUUUCGCCGCCUCGGAAGGGGAGGGCGAGGAAGGGUCCGAGCUGCAUAGGAACAGCAGGAGGAACCGCGUCCUCUUCGAAGCCGACGAGCUCGCCGACCUGCGCGGCGCCACGUCGGCGCUUCUCGCCGGCGACUUGGUCGAGACGAGAUACGGACACGGACGCCUGCCCGUCCUGGGCAUCUGCCUGGGACGUCACCACGGGCUGCAGUACUUCUACAUAAGCACCGGCGAGGUCGUCCCCGAGCGCAACAUACCCACCCUCUUCACCCUCACCAACUUUGUCGACCCGGCCAAGCUCCAGCCGCUGGUCGCCAUCCUGCCCGAGGAACCCGUCACCAAGCCGCGUAACGUGCUGUUCCACAACCACACGCCGGCCGCCCUCGCGACGGCCUCCCGGCUCCAGGGCGAGCUGAUCAAGUUCUACCAGGACUCCGUCUCCUUCUACCAGUCCCACCUGACGCUCGACACGGCCAGCAGCUUCCUGGCCCACCCCGAGAAGCCGCAGUACCUCAGCCUCGAGGAGCUGGCCGACAAGCUGCUGCCCGAGUACCUCAAGCAGGAAGACCGCUUCCUCCCGCACGCCCUGUACGCCGUCCACACCGCCGUCCAGCGCGACGAGCUGGGCUUCCGCCCCCUGAACGCCAAGUGGCACAGGCGCAACUACAUCUACGAGGUCCGCCCCGCCUCCGACCUCCGCAUCAUGCGCAAGGUCGAGAGCCAGGUCCGCGAGCUGGUCGAGGGCGCCGCGCUGCGCGAGGAUCCCGCCGAGUCGCUCUCGCUGCUCAGGCAGAACAGCCUCGGCUCCUUCAUCCUCAAGGCCCGCGGCGUCAUCCAGGCGAGCCGCCUGCGGAGGGAAUGGACGCCGCACGGCAUGAUCGGCCCGAGCGACGAAAAGGUCGACAACCUCGCCUCGUGGACCAGGCAGGAGGUCGACUACAUCCGCUUCAUGGAGCUCUGGUCCUGCCACCGCAUCGUGACAAAGGCCUCGCAGCUCGAGAGCCUGGGCUCCACCAUCCUCCGGCUGACCAACGCCUACAAGGACGCCGACUGGCUCGCCCACUGGAUGGGCUUCACCUUCCUCCAGGAGAUCGGCUGGAUCCCGCCCUGGGACAUCCCGGCCCGCUACGAGUACAGGUUCCCCGACACCAGGGUCCACAGGGGCGCCGACAUGCUCAUGCCGCUCGUCGACGUCAACGGCUCCCUCCGGCCCGACAUCGCCGAGGGCCACAGGCGCGACUGGGCCGGGACGACCGUCUUCUGCGUCGACUCGGAGCACACGGCCGACGUCGACGACGGCUUCUCCGUCGAGCCCACCGAGGACCCGGGGGCCCACUGGAUCCACGUCCACAUCGCCGACCCGGCGUCGCGCAUCGACCCCAAGUCCGAGCUCGCGCGCCAGCUCGAGAAGGCCCCGUCCAGCCUGUACCUGGCCGGGUUCCCCAACAAGAUGCUGCCGCGGGACCUCGAGCAGGAGUUCUCCCUCGACCCGGGCCGCCCGGCCCUGACCUUCAGCGCCAAGGUCAACGAGCGGGGCGACAUGCUCGACUACAAGGUCGAGCCGGGCACCCUCCGGAACGUCCUCCACGUGCCCAAGGACGAGGUCGCCGCCAUCCUCCCCGGCGGCGGCGGCGGCGGCGGCCCGCAGCAGCAGCCGCCGCCCACCCCCUCGGCCGCCGACACCUUUGCCGUCGGCCGGCCGCCCGCGGCGCCGCCGCGGCCCGUGAAGCGCAUCACCACGGCCGCCGACCUCGCUCAGAAGGACAGGGACGACCUCGUCCUCCUCGACCGGCUCUGCGCGGCGCUCAAAGACCGCCGCGUCGAAAAGGGGCAGCUCCCGCACUUCCAGCCCCGCUUCGGCUCCCCCGAGGUGUCGUUCGACUCCGUCGUCGUCAGGGGCGACCCGGACGUCCUCGACUCCUCCCUGGCGUGGCAGGGCGACCCCUUCAUCAAGCUCGCGUGGCGGCACCCCACCGCGGCCGACCGCCUCGUCGAGCGCCUCAUGCACACGGCCGGCGAGGUCGCCGCCGAGUGGUGCCGGGCCCGCCGCAUCCCCGUCCCCUACAGCACGCAGCCCGAGGCCCUCCGCAACCUGGACGAGCUCGCCGCCUUCCGCCGCGCGCACGUCGACCCCGUCGCCGCGCGCGGCGAGCCCGUCCCCGUCGACGUCCUGCACGGCCUCUUCGCCCUCGUCGGCACCUCGGAGCUCUCGGCCGACCCGGCGCCCUUCUACUCCGUCGGCCUCGACGCCUACGCCAAGGCCUCCAGCCCCCUCCGCCGCUUCGCCGACCUCGUCGUGCACUGGCAGAUCCACGCCGCCCUCGCCCGCGAGCGCGCCACCGGCCGCUCCCUCGCCGGCCACGACUGCUCCGACGCCCCCGACCUCCUCCCCUGGACGCGCCGCGCCCUCGCCCCCGCCCUGCCCGUCCUGCAGGCCCUCCAGCGCCAGAUCAAGCAGGUCGACAACCGCGACGGCCCCACCCAGUGGGCCGCCCAGGCCCUCCUCCGCGCCUGGCGCUUCCGCGAGGCCCCGCUGCCCGCCCGCUUCGCCUUCGUCGUCGACGGCCUGUACCCCUUCGGCCUGCGCGGCCGCCUCGAGGACUUCCGCGGCCUCGCCGCCUCCGUCGACCUCGCGAGCCUCGACCCCGUCGCCAGGCUCGCCGACGUCCACGUCGACGACCGCUUCGAGGUCGAGAUCCACGACAUCAACGUCGUCACCGCCCAGGUCUCCGUCCGGCCCCUGCGGAGGCUGGCUCCGGACGAUGCCGUCGCGUCUUCCGCCUGAGGGAGCGGUAUGUCAUCCCCGUGUAAGAAUAACAUGUACAACAACAACAACAACGUACCUAUGUUGCUAGGUAGACUCUUCACUGUGUAAGAUAGAGAGAGAAACAGUCCGGGCUGGUUUUCGGGAUUGCAUGUAAUCAAGACACCUUCACGAUCAAGCGACUCAUCCGGACGAUCGGAUCCUGUGCGCGCGUAAACUCUGGUAUCAUAUUUCGUUCAUUGACUUAGAGAAGAAGAAAAAAAAAAGAGGCAAAUGUUACAG